Messenger RNA from Tetrahymena thermophila SB210, 687 nucleotides. RefSeq names its product WWE domain protein. NCBI's taxonomy places the organism in Eukaryota, Ciliophora, Oligohymenophorea, Hymenostomatida, Tetrahymenidae. The record is from RefSeq and is a predicted model, not a curated record. Gene Ontology annotation, cellular component: cytoplasm; nucleus. The transcript has a single exon. Gene Ontology annotation, molecular function: zinc ion binding; poly-ADP-D-ribose binding; ubiquitin protein ligase activity. Gene Ontology annotation, biological process: Wnt signaling pathway; ubiquitin-dependent protein catabolic process.
AAAAAAACUCUUUAUAUUUUUAGAAACAAAUAAUUUACUUUGUAAAAAGAUUAAUUACAUCAACAUUUAAUUAUAUUAUAUAUAUUUUUUUUCUUUUUUAAAUAAAUUAUUCUAGAUAAAAAGAAAAUGGAGUAGAUUUAAUAAGACUAAUAAGGAUUGAUUUCAUGGUACUGUUAUAAUGCAUAAAAUGUGUGGGUACCUUACAGCGAUAAUAUCUAAAUGUGCUUAGAAGAUUGCUUUUAGAAAUAUCUUAAUAACUAAUAGUCUAAUCCUAUUGUAUAAUGUUUAAUCAACAAUAAAAAUUAUAUAAUUGAUGUUAAAGAAAACACUUAAAAGAAUAAAAAGACAGGCACUACUAGAAAGAUUCUACGUAUAGCUGAUGACAAUAAAUAAUAAGUUUAAUAGUUAAAUGUAUCUAUCCAAUAGUAAGAUUAAAAAUAACAAAAAAACAAUUCUGUAUGGCAAUUUUUAGGAGAUUUAGGAUGGAGAAAUUAUGAUGAAGACAGCUAAAAGCUGUUAGUAAAAAAGUAUAAUUAAUAUAAAUUAAAUCCAGAAAAUGAAUAGUAAACAUUUUAACUAUCAAUUGCAGGUAGUAUCUACAAAAUAAAUUUCAAAAAUAUGACUUAAUAAAACUUAAAGUACCAGACAAUUAGACAAAUUAGAUUAUUUUAAAAUGUUAAUCAGUGA